CCAAAACCACCGUUCAUGAUUCCCUCCUCCUCAAUUGGAAUUACAGAAAUUAUUACGAUUAAUCAGCACGCCAUCCCGUUGACGGCCUAUGUCGGCAUCUACCCUGCUGCCCCGCAGUGUUUAUAAGCUUUCUCCACUUACCCCUCCAAGGAGCACUCUUGUGUCGCGUAGGUAUAUAACUCGAUCGGCCCUCAAUCAAAAGUUCCCAUCACCAGGACUCCCAAGAGCAGCUACAAGUUUCCAAUCACCAAUACAUCAAUUCACCAGGACAAUCCCUCACUUCCCCAGCACAAAAAUCCAAUUCCCCACAACACCUACACCCCACAACUACACAACCAUGUCCACCCCCACCCUCCCAGCAACCAUGCGCGCCAUCAAGAUCCCCCACACUGGCGGCCUCGAAGUCCUCGAGCUACACAGCGACCUCCCCCUCCCCACCCCCACCUCCGGCCAAAUCCUCAUCAAAAACGCCUUCGCAGGCGUAAACUACAUCGACACCUACCUCCGGACCGGCCUGUACCCUCCCCCCGCCUCUGGAAUCCUCGGGCAAGAAGCAGAGGGGACCGUCGUCGCUGUUUCCGCUGAGGGAGACACCUACGGUUUCAAGAUCGGUGACCGCGUCGCUGCGUUCACGUCUGGGGGUGCGUACGCGGAGUACGUUGCUGUGCCGGCGCAGACGUCGUUUAAGCUCCCCGAGGGGAUUGAGGCCGGGUUGGGGGCUGCGAGUUUGCUUCAGGGUCUUACGGCGUUGACGUUGAUUCGGGAGGCUCACCCUGUCAAGAAGGGGGAGACGAUUCUGGUUCACGCUGCUGCUGGAGGCGUGGGAUUGUGGCUUUGCCAGCUCCUUCGUGCGGUUGGGGCGAAGGUUAUCGCUACUGCUUCUACGGCGGAGAAAUUGGCGCUGGCGAAGGAGAAUGGUGCGGAUGAGUUGGUGAAUUAUAAGACGCAUGAUUUUGUGGCUGAGGUGGCGAGGAUCACCGGUGGUGCUGGUGUGGCGGCGGUCUUUGAUGGUGUUGGUGCCGCGACGUUUGAGGGCAGUUUCGCGUCUGUGGCGAGGAAGGGGUCGAUGGUUAGCUUUGGCAAUGCGAGUGGACCUGUUCCGCCGUUUACGAUUGCGAGGUUGGGAGCGAAGAAUAUUAAGGUGUUGAGACCGAGGUUGGGCGCGUAUGUGGAGACGAGGGAGGAGUUCGAGACGUAUUCUGCGGAGUUGUUUGGGUUUAUUGCGGAUGGGAAGGUGGGGGUGAAGGUGCAUGGACGGUAUAAGCUUGAGGAUGUUGCGAAGGCGCAGGGAGAGUUGGAGGGGAGGGGUACGGUUGGGAAAUUGUUGCUUGUUUUGUAAAGGGGGCCUGCUAGUUAUGUUGUGAGGGUGAAGUUGCUUGUGCUAUAAUAUGGAAGCUGAACGCGAGAAAUUCCGAGUCCUCUACCACAAAAGUCGUGCUCAUAGUGACUGAAGGUCGCUCUCCUGCGCACCUAACCCCAAUUCCAUCUCACAUCGGCGAAUAGCUAUUAUUUGGUAGAGCCGAUUGUAUCGUGAGACUGUUUCUAGCUUCAUAUUUACUAGAUAG
Molecule: messenger RNA, 1565 nt
Organism: Pseudogymnoascus verrucosus
Lineage: Eukaryota; Fungi; Ascomycota; Leotiomycetes; Thelebolales; Thelebolaceae
Product: NADPH:quinone reductase
Exons: 1
Coding region: 89-1339 (416 amino acids)
Biological process (GO): cellular response to oxidative stress
Cellular component (GO): cytoplasm
Molecular function (GO): zinc ion binding; quinone reductase (NADPH) activity
Source: RefSeq, a predicted model, not a curated record